UUUUUCUGUUCCUGUGCUCCUGGAUAUACUGGACAAAAGUGUGAGUUUACACUGGCCGAUCCUUUGAAGAGUAACACAUGUGUAAAUGGCGGAGUUGAAUUAUCGUCAUCUGACAGGUUACUUUUAUUUAUUUAUUUUUUAUUUUCCCAAACAUAAGAAAAAUGCACUCCACUACAGUCAACCCGCAGCUUGUUUUAAUGAGGUGUAGCUAUUAAUUCCCUCCGGUGUCUCUGCUAUUGAUAAGUUCGGCUAGUCUGUCCAAUAUUUUCUGCGUUAGGGUUGGUACUAUAGUCAAUCUAAAUAUAAAUAGUGAUAUAUUUGUAAAGAAAUUUCAUCUCGGACCUCAAAUGACGAUCUCUCGCGAUUAAGGACAGUAAUUCGUUGGAGGGUGUCCGAAAUAAAGGGAGUUGACUAUAUUUACUAUAAUAGACAGAAAGUCUUUGAAUACUUAGAAUACAAACAAUACUUAAUUUUAAGACGUGAUAAGAGCAGUUCGCAAACCUAGAGAGCUUCAGAAAUUCUGAGCCUAAAAGUUGAUUUACUGUGUUACAGGUUAUGCAACUGCCCGCUCGGAUAUGGAGGCAGAAGGUGUAAUAAAAGUAAGUACUUUCAGAAGUUUUGCCUUAUGAAAUAGCUUCCUAAUGCGUCGGAUAUAUUUUUAAAUCUGUCAAUUACUGAUGUUGUCGCAGUAUAAACUUUUCAAUGUAAGGGAACUUAAGGCACAUAGUCUUUGUGUGCGGAUACAGCUGACCUCCCCAUGCUGGAGCCAUCAGCAUGGGUAAAGUGUUUCUCACUAUACCCCGGAGGCCACACUUAGGAAGUCUUGGUGGCCUUUUAAAACCGGAAGGGGAACUACCGGUGGUGCAAAUGGUAAGAGUAAACGCCUUCCACAAAGCAAUGUAUAGUUGAGUCGAUUCCAGUGACUCUUGCUGAUUGGCUGUUUCGUUGUAGCUGUCCAGUUUGGAAAAAAUGCCUUGUUCAGUGGUGACGGUUUCUUGGAAUUCCCAUCAUCGAGCAUGCGAGGACCGAGGUGA
Messenger RNA from Porites lobata, 1034 nucleotides. The record is from the annotation of a GenBank genome assembly. Lineage: Eukaryota; Metazoa; Cnidaria; Anthozoa; Scleractinia; Poritidae.